Dendrobium catenatum is the source of this 2250-nucleotide messenger RNA. RefSeq lists its product as uncharacterized. The transcript has 7 exons. The coding region runs from base 1 to 2250 and encodes 749 amino acids. Gene Ontology annotation, molecular function: zinc ion binding; nucleic acid binding. Lineage: Eukaryota; Viridiplantae; Streptophyta; Magnoliopsida; Asparagales; Orchidaceae. The record is from RefSeq and is a predicted model, not a curated record.
AUGGACCUGCUUUGUUAUCAAUGUGGUCAAGAAGGGCAUGAUAAGAAGGAAUGUCCUGAUGAUGUAAUUCAGGGUAUUAAUGAUCAAAUAAUGGGAAGGCCAGAUGCUGGAACAGGUGAAAGAAAGAGGAUUGCUUCUAAAGUCAAGCCUUCUGUGAUUAAGUCCGAGUACGGCCCUUGGAUACAUGUUCAAUUUAAGAACAGACGACUUACCAAGGGAAGAGCGACUAGUAGAGGAGUGAAUGGGUAUAAUGGGAUUAGGUUGGAGAGCAUGGGAGACAAUUACCAAAAGGUUAUUGUGCAGAAGCAAAUUCAAAAAGAGAAGGAGAUUAUUGUUGCUGUGGACAACUCUGUAUUGGAUUCAAAGAACUGGCCAGACAGUGAAAAAGACUCUAUGGAAAAACCUGAGGAGAUUGAUAAAUUGAAGGAUACGGGUGUGGAAUUAAUUGAUCCAGUUUUGAUGAAUAAUGGCACGGGGGCUGGGAAGAAGGAGGAAUCAUUGAAUUUGAAGGAGAUUGUUAGAGAUCAGGAUGUUUUCUUUAUUGGGAAGGUUGUGUCUUUUGUGGUGAAGGAGACAUCUUCCCAAGUGAUUUUUGGGGAUCUUUAUGUUCCUAACUUGGGGUCUUGGAAGGUUGCCACAGUCUAUGGGAGUAGAUACUGCAAGGAGAGGGGGAGUCUUUGGAGCCAGCUUGAAAGGUGUAUGGAGGACUCUAUUCCUUCCAUCAUUGGUGGGGAUUUCAACUGUAUUUUGAACAAGGAGGAGAAGAGAGGAGGUAAGAGGUUCCUUUUUUCUGGAGGACCUAGAGAUAUGAAAUGUUUCAUGAAAAAUUCAGAUUUCCAUGAUGUGAGAAGCAUUGGACCAAGGUUUACUUGGUGCAACAACAAAGAAGGAGCCUCUCGGAUUUGGGAAAGGCUGGAUAGAUGCUUGAUGAACUCGGUUGCUCUUCAGAAGCUUCCUUUAGCUAUUAUUAGACAUCUAGUUAGAGUGGCAUCAGAUCAUAGUCCAAUUGUCUUCAAAUUGGAUGAAAGGGUGCGGCUCAAAUUGAAGACCAUCAGAUUUGAGGAUACAUGGAGAUCUUACCCAAUGCUAGGAGUAUUGUGUAUCAUUCAUGGAAGAAAGAUGACUUUGGUGAUGAAGGAAAAACUGAAAAGGGAAAUAUUGGAACUUCAAAACAAGGAGGCCUUGAGAGAAGAUUGGUCAGCUGACGAUCUUUUUUUGCUUAAGAGCGAAGUUCAUGAUCUUAAUGUGACAUUGAGAAGAUUGUCCACUCGGUGGAAUCAAAGGGCAAAAGCAAGGUGGCAUGAGGUAGGAGACACAAAUUCAAAGCUCUUUCAUAACUUUGCUACGGUAUUCAUCCAUUACUUUCAAGCAAAAUGGAAAUCCAGAGAUUGUGAAUUAUCGGGAUGGCCACUAGUUUCUGAGAACCAGAAACUAAACCCCGAUGAUGUUGCUGCGUUGAAUUCUGAGUUUUCUGUGAGUGAACUGCAGAUGUCAGUAUUUCAACAGGGGAAUAAUAGAUCACCAGAUACUCUAAUAGUCUUGAUUACUAAAGUGAAAAACCCAUUGAUCCCAUCUAACUAUAGGCCUAUUAGCCUAUGCCAGACUAAUUAUAAGAUAGCGGCUACAAUGUUAGUUAACAGAUUAAAGAAUUGUAUUUCCAAGAUGAUUGCUGAAGAGCAAAUGGCCUUCAUUCCAGGAAGAUCAAUUUCAGAGCAUUAUCUUCUAGCUCAGGAGAUCUUUCAUAAGUUCAAAAUCUCUAAAAGCAAAAAAGGGCUGAUGGCUAUAAUGUUUGAUAUGGAGCAAGCUUAUGACAGCAUGGGAUGGCCAACUCUUGGUCAUAUACUUAAAUGGUAUGGCUUUCCUUCUAUGUUUUCUAACCUUCUCAUGGAGUGUGUUGUAGAUGUGAGGUUUUCUAUCAUUAUUAAUGGAAAGAUAUCCAAAUGGAUUAAUGCUCAAAGUAGAUUCCGUCAAGGCUUUCCACUCUCUCCAUACCUCUUCAUCAUGUGCUCUCAACUGAUGUCUAACUCCUUAGAGCAGAGGGGACAAACUCUUGGUAUUCAAAUCUCUCCUAGAGGUCCAAAGAUCACACAUAUCCUUUAUGCAGAUGAUGUGCUAACUUCCUCACAUGUUUCCCUCGCCUUAGCUAAAGCUUUGAAGGUUAUUGUUGAAGAUUUUUCAAGUAGACAAACCAAAGGAUUAAUGUCAGCAAGUCACAGAUUAUUUUCGGCUAGGUCAUCAGAUACCCCAUGA